This is a messenger RNA of Lithohypha guttulata, 1419 nucleotides long. RefSeq lists its product as uncharacterized. The transcript has 3 exons. The record is from RefSeq and is a predicted model, not a curated record. Bases 1 to 1419 code for a protein of 472 amino acids. Gene Ontology annotation, biological process: transmembrane transport. Gene Ontology annotation, cellular component: membrane. Gene Ontology annotation, molecular function: transmembrane transporter activity. Lineage: Eukaryota; Fungi; Ascomycota; Eurotiomycetes; Chaetothyriales; Trichomeriaceae.
AUGAAGAAUGAAGAUGACCAACCGGUUGUUUUAACGCACAUCGAUUCAAACAAUGGCAGUCGUACGUCGCCAGUGUCUUUAGCAGAACCAUUCGCAGCCAAUUUGAAUGUCGUCAGCCAAGUAGAUGUACCUCCUAAUGGAGGUUAUGGCUGGGUCUGCACUGCCUGUGUGUUUUUAAUCAAUGCUCAUACAUGGGGUGUUAAUAGUGCUUGGGGCAUCUUCCUGUCGCAUUACCUUCAGAAUUCAACCUUUCCAGGCACAAGUCAAUUUUCGUAUGCUAUAAUUGGAGGUCUCGGAAUAGCUUGUGCUUGUCUGGUGUCGCCAGCCGUCAAUGUUUCGAUGCGAUUGUACGGUACAACCGUCACGCUCACGAUCGGGACCAUCCUUGUGUUUUUGUCGUUGUUCACCGCUUCAUAUGCUUCCCGAAUAUGGCAUCUGUUCCUGAGCCAGGCAGUAUGUUUCGGCUGUGGUAUGGGCUUCACGUAUAUCCCUGCGACCGCUGUUCUUCCGCAAUGGUUCUCCACACGACGAUCUCUUGCCGUUGGCAUUGCGGCAUCUGGAGUGGGGUUUGGAGGAGUCGCAUACAAUCUGAUCGCUGGUGCUGCUGCGCAGUCAGUAGGGCUACCAUGGACGUAUCGCAUACUAGCACUGUGCUCAUUGGCCGUCAACGGUGUCUGCUCCCUGCUCAUACGUGACAGGAACAAGCUAGUCAAGCCCAAGCAAGAUGCAUUCGACUGGAGAGAGCUUGGUCACAUUGAGGUAAUCUUCGUGAUUGUUUGGGGCUUUCUAUCCGAGCUCGGAUAUGUUGUAUUGUUUUACUCGCUGCCACAUUACGCAACGACCAUUGGACUGAGUCAAAGUCAGGGAUCGGUGGCUGGAGCUCUUCUCAAUGUUGGUAUCGGGGUCGGCAGACCGUUGGUGGGCUGGAUGAGUGACAGAUGGGGAAGGAUCAAUAUGGCAGCUUUGAUGACAGCGUCUUGUGGUAUCUGCUGCCUUGCUUUGUGGGUACCGGCGAAAGACUAUGGCACACUGAUUGCUUUCGCUCUGCUAGCUGGGUUCGGUGCUGGUAACUUCUGGGGUACGGUGUCGAGUGUUAUGGCGGAAGUGGUCGGGUUGCAACGAUUGCCCACAGCAUUCGGUGUCAUGAUGAUUGUCCUGGCCUCUCCUACCACAUUCGCCGAACCUAUCGCCUUGGAGAUGACAGCUGUCUCAGGAUACAAAGCGGCUCAAAUCUUCGUCGGAUUCAUGUUCAUAGGAGCUGCUGGAAGCGUGUGGUUCUUGCGAUCGUGGAAGAUCACGGAGAUCGAGGAGAAGGCGAAACGCGAAGAAGCAGGCGACUUCGAAUGGGGUCUGUCCAGGUUUCAUGCCGGAAAAGCUUGGCUGGAGCCACGCAAACUGAUCAAAAGAUGUCGCGUGUAA